Molecule: messenger RNA, 12084 nt
Organism: Acanthopagrus latus (yellowfin seabream)
Lineage: Eukaryota; Metazoa; Chordata; Actinopteri; Spariformes; Sparidae
Gene: usp34
Product: ubiquitin specific peptidase 34
Exons: 78
Coding region: 328-11319 (3663 amino acids)
Biological process (GO): protein deubiquitination
Cellular component (GO): nucleus; cytosol
Molecular function (GO): cysteine-type deubiquitinase activity; cysteine-type endopeptidase activity
Source: RefSeq, a predicted model, not a curated record
GCCGAACGGUCGUCACUCUGUAUCGCCCCCCCUCCUUUUUCAACAUGGCUGCUAUGUCUGCUCUCUCAAGUAACGCUCAGAUUGGAGACUGACUCGAUUUCUGCCUUCCAGUGCCUCUUAACUUUUGGUGUACAGCAACUUCGCUUGGAUGCAAAUCACGUCCUACACCUUUUUGUCUCCCCUGGUUUCACUCAGUGGAAUAACCUUCACCAAUCACUCCCUCCACUGGGCCUUUUUUCUACCCCAAAAAACAACCAACUGCCAGCCAACAACAGUUUCCAGAGCAAUGGUUUGAGUAGGUGCACACAGUUUUCCUCUUCAUGAACAAUGUGUGAAAACUGCGCCGAGCUGGUGGAGGUUUUAAAUGAAAUAUCGGAUGCAGACAGCAGUGAAGGAGGCUUCCAGCUGAAGAAGGAACAUGCCCUGCGAGUGCUGGGCUACAUCAGCUCCUGGACACAGAGACAAUGUCUGUGCUGCUUCAAAGAGUACAAACACCUGGAGGUCUUCAACCAGCUGGUCUACGCCCUCAUCAACCUGGUCAUCGCUCAGAUCAGCAGCCUGAGAGACCGCCUCUGCAGCGUCCAGGACCGCUCACGUAAAGGUGGCGUGCCUGGGACUGAGGGGGUGGGGUCUGAAUGGAGCGGGGGCGAGGCUCCAUCCGGGCCCCUCCCCCAACCUUCCUCCCCUGGGGAGGACGAACCUGUGAAUGUGGAGAGAGACUCUGCCGAAGAGGACGGCGACACUCCCGAUCUGAACCAGAAUAAGACCCAGAACCAGGGUCAGGGUGCCAACCAGCCAUGUGAAGCCCAAAUGGAAGCACUGGGGCCUGGGGAGAGCGCCAGCGGGUCCGUGGGUGGAGACGGUGGUGUCGGAGCAAACAGCAGCAGUGACAGUCAGGACCCGUUCAGCUCCUGGAGCACAGAGGAAAGGGAGAAGCUGCUGCUGUGUGCCGCCAAGAUCUUCCAGAUCCAGUUUCCCCUCUACACUGCCUACAAACACAACACACACCCCACCAUAGAGGACAUAUCUGCUCACGAAAGCAACAUCCUCGGCUCCUUCUGCGACAUGAACGACGUGGAGGUGCCUCUGCAUCUGCUGCGUUACGUCUGUCUGUUCUGCGGGAAGCACGGCCUCUCCCUGAUGAAGGAGUGCUUCGAGUCGGGCACUCCGGAGAGCCUCCCCUUCCCCAUCGCCCACGCCUUCAUCACCAUCGUCUCCAACAUCAGAAUAUGGUUGCACAUUCCUGCCGUCAUGCAGCACAUCAUACCGUUCCGCACCUACGUAAUACGGUAUCUGUGUAAGCUGUCAGACCAGGAGCUGCGGCAGAGCGCGGCGCGCAACAUGGCCGACCUGAUGUGGAGCACGGUGAAGGAGCCGCUGGACAGCGCGCUGUGCUUCGACAAGGAGAGCCUGGACCUCGCCUUCAAAUACUUCAUGUCCCCCACGCUCACCAUGAGGCUGGCAGGACUCAGCCAAAUCACAAACCAACUCCACACUUUCAACGACGUCUGCAACAACGAGUCGCUGGUGUCCGACACAGAAACGUCCAUCGCCAAGGAACUAGCUGACUGGCUGAUCCACAACAAUGUGGUGGAGCACAUAUUCGGACCUAAUUUGCACAUUGAGAUCAUUAAACAGUGCCAAGUGAUCCUGAACUUCUUGGCUGCAGAGGGCCGACUCAGCACGCAGCAUGUGGACUGUAUUUGGGCUGCAGCUCAGCUGAAACACUGUAGCCGUUACAUCCAUGACCUUUUCCCCUCGCUCAUCAAAAACCUGGACCCAGUGCCUCUUCGCCACGUCCUCAACCUGGUGUCAGGCCUGCACCCCAGCGCCCACACCGAGCAGACGUUGUACCUGGCCUCCAUGCUGAUCAAGGCUCUGUGGAACAACGCCCUGGCAGCCAAAGCCCAGCUCUCCAAGCAGAGCUCCUUCGCCUCCCUGCUCAACACCAACAUCCCCAUGGGCAACAAGAAAGGUUCACCAGCCGCCAGUCCAGACAGCAGCGACAACAGCGACACUCAACACAGCGGAGGCAGCGACAUGGAGAUGGACGACCAGAUGAUGACUGGAAGCAAGAGGAGCCAGCAGAGGCUGUCUGACACGGAGGAGUCGAUGCAGGGCAGCUCUGAUGAGACGGCCAACAGCGUGGAGGAAGGCAGCAGCGGGCCGGGCAGCAGCAGCGGCCGCAGCGAGGCCUCCAGCAACGAGGCCGCCUCCAGCAGAGCCAGCCAAUCAGCCGGCAGCCCCGGCAGCGAGAUGCACUCUGACGACAUGGCGGACAGCGAAGCCUUAAAGGAGGAGGAGGAGGACGAUGAGGAGGAAGAUGAUGAGGAGGACGAUGAUGACGAUGAAGAGGAUGAAGACGAGGGGAACAGGUCGGCUGCUGAAGGCGGGCAGCAGAAGGAGCCCAGGGAGCAGACGGAGUCGAGGAAGAGGAAGGCUGGGGAGGCGCUCGGUGAGGGGCCGAACCAGGGGGCGGGGCCUAGUGGCACAGGGGGUGGAGCCAAGUCCAAGGUUCUCCCCUUCAACCCAGAGACUUCUGCUGUCAUGGUUACAGCUGCAUCAACGUCGUUGGAGGGCCGGAUGAGGAUGUUAGAUGCCUGUUCUGCCUCGUCGUCUGCUCGGCCUGAUGGGACGGAGCCCCAGCAGCAGCCGUCAGACAUCGGCCCUUCACAGAUGGUCCAGGGGCCUCAGGAGCCUCCGUGCCUGCCGCGGCCUGGGGACUUCCUGGGAGAAGCCAUGGGCAGUGAGCUCUUCAACUGCCGGCGUUUCAUUGGCCCCCAGCACCACCACCACCACCAUCAUCACCACCAUCAUCAUGACGGGCCGAUGGUGGAGGACAUGCUGAGUGCUGACGACGUGAGCUGCAGCAGCUCCCAGGUCAGCGCCAAGUCGGAGAAGAACAUGGCCGACUUUGACGGUGAGGAGUCGGGCUGUGAGGAGGAGCUGGUCCAGAUCAACUCCCACGCUGAGCUCAGCUCCCACCUCCAGCAGCACCUCCCCAACCUGGCCUCCAUCUACCAUGAGCACCUGGUCCAAGGUCCGGCCGUCCAUAAGCACCAGUACUCCAGCAGCCACGCUGUGACUGACAUCAACCUGGACAACGUUUGUAAGAAGGGCAACACUCUGCUGUGGGACCUGGUUCAGGACGAGGACGCGAUUCAUCUGUCUGAGGGUCUGAUUAACGAGGCAGAGAAGCUGCUGUGUUCGCUCGUCUGUUGGUUCACUGACCGACAGAUCCGAAUGCGAUUCAUCGAGGGUUGCCUCGACAACUUGGCCCAUCACAGGUCCGUUGUGGUUUCUUUGCGUCUGCUACCCAAACUUUUUGGCACUUUCCAGCAGUUCGGCUCCAGCUACGACACUCACUGGAUCACCAUGUGGGCUGAGAAGGAGCUGCACAUGAUGAAGCUGUUCUUCGACAACCUGCAGCACUACAUCCAGGAAGUCCAUGAACACCGGCACAAGUUUGCACUGUACAGCCACAGUGCGGAGGUCCAGGUCCGUCUGCAGUUCCUCACCUGCGUCUUCUCCACUCUGGGAUCUCCCGACCACUUCAGACUGAGUCUGGAGCAGGUGGACAUCCUGUGGCACUGUCUGGUCGAGGACGCCGAGUGUUACGACGACGCUCUGCACUGGUUCCUCAAUCAGGUCCGCAGCAAGGACCAGCACGCUAUGGGCAUGGAGACCUACAAACAUCUGUUCCUGGAGAAGAUGCCUCAGCUGAAGCCAGAGACCAUCAGCAUGACGGGCCUGAAUCUCUUUCAGCACCUCUGUAACUUGGCUCGACUCGCCACCAGUGCGCUGGACAACGCCUCCAGCUGUGAGCUGUGUGGGAUGGACCAGCUGUGGGGGAUCGCUCUGAGAGCUCAGUCUGCUGAUAUCAGCCGCGCUGCCAUCCAGUACAUCAACUCCUACUACAUCAACGCUGGUAAGACGGGCCUGGAGAAGGAGCAGGAGUUCAUCAGGAAGUGUAUGGAGAGUCUGCUGAUGGCUUCAGCCAACCUGGAGAAAGACGCCCACUCCAGCCUGACCAGCAUCGAGAGGGGGCUGCUCAUGCUCAAAACACACCUGGAGGCCUUCCGACGCAGGUUUGCGUAUCACCUGCGGCAGUGGCAGAUCGAGGGGACGGGCAUCAGCAGCCACCUGAAGGCUCUGAGCGACAAACAGUCUCUUCCACUCAGGAUCGUCUGUCAGCCCGCCGGCCUUCCUGACAAGAUGACCAUCGAGAUGUAUCCCAGCGACCAGGUAGCCGACCUGCGAGCUGAGGUGACCCACUGGUACGAGAACCUGCAGAAGGAGCAGAUGAACCAGCAGGCUCAGCUGCAGGAGUUUGGCCAGAGCGGCCGGCAGGCGGGAGACUUCCCAGGUGGAUUGAUGGGACCAGUCAGGAUGAUCUCCUCCGGCCACGAGCUGACCACAGACUACGACGAGAAGACUCUGCAUGAGCUGGGCUUCAAAGACAUGCAGAUGGUGUUUGUGUCUCUGGGAGCUCCGCGGAGGGAGAGGAAGGGGGAGGGCAUCCAGCUGCCGGCCUCCUGUCUGCCUCCUCCUCAGAAGGAGCACAUCCCCAUGCUGCUGCUCCUCCAGGAGCCACACCUCACCACGCUGUUCGACCUGCUGGAGAUGCUGGCCUGCUUCAAACCGCCCAGCCCCAACACUGAGAAGGUCCACGACAACCCUGAGAGUGCGCGCUGUGAGGAGCUUCACCUCCAUGCAGAGAAUCUGUCUCGGCGGGUUUGGGAGCUGCUGAUGCUGCUUCCUACGUGUCCCAAGAUGCUGCAGGCGUUCCAGAACAUCUCAGACGACACGAACGGGGAGGGUUUGUGCUGGAAGGAGCUGCUGAGGAUUAAAAGCCCCCACAAGCUGCUGUACGCUCUGGAGAUCAUCGAAGCUCUGGGCAAACCCAACCGCCGCAUCCACCGAGAGUCCACCGGCAGCUACAGCGAUCUGUAUCCAGACUCUGAUGACUCCAGUGAGGAUCAGAUCGAAAACAGCAAGAACACCUGGAGCUGCAAGUUCGUUUCAUCCGGAGGUCUGCAGCUGCUCCUGGAGAUCUUCAACUCAGGCAUCCUGGAGCCCAAAGACCAGGAGUCCUGGACUGUGUGGCUGCUCGACUGCCUGGCCUGCCUGCUGAAGCUGAUCUGCCAGUUUGCUGUGGACCCUGCAGACCUGGACCUGGCCUACCACGACGUCUUCUCCUGGUCCGGCCUCGCCGACAGCCAACGCAAACGAGCCUGGCCGGGCAAAUCUCGCAAGUCCACCGUGGAGCAUGGGAAAGGCCUGCACAUCCCCCGGCUGACUGAGGUGUUCCUCAGCCUCGUUCAGGGGACAAACCUCAUCCAGCGUUUGAUCAACGUGGCCUACACCUACGACAACCUCGCACACAGAGUUCUGAAGGCGCAGUCUGACCACAGGUCUCGCCACGAAGUGACUCACUACUCCAUGUGGCUGCUGGUGAGCUGGGCUCACUGCUCGUCCACAGUCAAGUCCAGUCUGGCCGACAGCGACCACCUUCAUGACUGGCUGAAGAAGCUCACCCUGCUGGUACCGGAGCCGGCUGUGAGACACGAGGCGUGUAACGGCCUCUACAAGCUCUCUCUCUCCGGUUUGGAGGGAGGAGAGUCCAUCAACAGAUCCUUCCUGCUGCUCGCCGCCUCCACGCUGCUCAAGUUCCUGCCCGACGCACAGGCCCUGAAACCACUGAGGGUGGAGGACUACGAAGAGGAGCCUCUGUUACGGACCGGCUGUAAAGAAUACUUCUGGCUGCUCUGUAAACUCAUCGACAACAUCCACGUGAAAGACGCCAGCCAGACCACCCUGCUGGACCUGGACGCUCUCGCCCGGCACCUCGCCGACUGCAUCAGGAGCCGUGAGAUCCUGGACCAGCAGGACGGGACGAUCGAGGACGACGGGCUCACCGGACUCCUGCGCCUCGCCACCAGCGUCCUCAAACACAAACCUCCCUUCAAGUUCUCCCGCGAGGGUCAGGAGUUCCUGCGGGACGUCCACAACCUCCUCUUCCUCCUGCCCAGCCUGGCGGACCGCGCUCAGCCCAAAUGCAAAUCCCACGCUGCCCGCGCCGCCGCCUACGACCUGCUGGUGGAGACGGUGAAGGGCUCGGUGGAGAACUACCGGCUGCUCCACAACUGGGUGAUGUCACAGCACAUGCAGGCCUCUCACGCUCCAUAUAAGUGGGACUACUGGCCUCACGACGACGUCCGGGCCGAGUGUCGCUUCGUGGGUCUGACUAACCUGGGAGCGACCUGUUACCUGGCCUCCACCAUCCAGCAGCUCUACAUGAUCCCCGAGGCCCGGCAGGCCGUCUUCACCGCCAAGUAUGCUGAAGAUAUCAAACACAAGACGACGCUGCUGGAGCUGCAGAAGAUGUUCACGUAUCUGAUGGAGAGCGAGAGGAAAGCCUACAACCCUCGGCCCUUCUGUAAAACCUACACGAUGGACAAACAGCCUCUGAACACCGGCGAGCAGAAGGACAUGACCGAGUUCUUCACCGACCUCAUCACCAAGAUCGAGGAGAUGUCCCAGGAGCUGAAAAACACAGUGAAGACUCUGUUCGGAGGCGUCAUCACCAACAACGUCGUCUCUCUGGACUGUGACCACGUCAGUCAGACUGCCGAGGAGUUUUACACCGUCAGAUGUCAAGUGGCUGAUAUGAAGAACAUCUACGAAUCUCUGGACGAGGUGACCAUCAAAGACACGUUAGAGGGCGACAACAUGUACACCUGCUCCCAGUGUGGCAAGAAGGUCCGCGCAGAGAAAAGAGCGUGUUUCAAGAAGCUGCCGCGGAUCCUCAGUUUCAACACCAUGAGAUACACCUUCAACAUGGUGACCAUGAUGAAGGAGAAGGUCAACACCCACUUCUCCUUCCCGCUGCGCCUCGACAUGACGCCCUACACCGAGGACUUCCUCAUGGGCAAAGGAGAGCGCAAAGAGGGUUUUCGAGAAGAGGGCGAGGCGAAGGUCACGGAGAGCUACGAGUACGACCUCAUCGGCGUCACAGUACACACGGGCACAGCAGACGGCGGCCAUUACUACAGUUUCAUCAGAGACAUCGUCAACCCGCACGCCUACAAGAACAACAAGUGGUACUUGUUCAACGAUGCAGAGGUGAAGUCCUUCGACUCGGCCCAGCUGGCCUCCGAGUGCUUCGGUGGAGAGAUGACGACGAAGACGUACGACUCCGUCACAGACAAGUUCAUGGAUUUCUCGUUUGAGAAGACACACAGUGCCUACAUGCUCUUCUAUAAGAGGGUGGAGCUGGAGGAGGAGAACGGGAAGGAUUUUAGUUUCGACGUCUCUCCUGACCUGCUGGAGUGGAUCUGGCACGACAACAUGCAGUUUCUCCAGGACAAAAACAUAUUUGAACACACUUACUUUGGCUUUAUGUGGCAGCUCUGCAGCAGCAUCCCCAGCACACUACCAGACCCUAAAGCCGUCUCCCUCAUGACCGCUAAGCUCAGCACCUCAUUCGUCCUCGAGACGUUCAUUCACUCCAAGGAGAAGCCCACCAUGCUGCAGUGGAUCGAGCUCCUCACCAAACAGUUCAACAACAGCCAGGCUGCCUGCGAGUGGUUUUUGGAUCGGAUGGCUGACGACAACUGGUGGCCGAUGCAGAUCCUCAUAAAGUGCCCAAAUCAGAUCGUCAGACAGAUGUUCCAGCGGUUGUGUAUUCACGUCAUCCAGAGGCUGCGUCCGGUUCACGCUCACCUCUACCUGCAGCCCGGCAUGGAGGACGGCUCGGACGACAUGGAUGGUCCGGUCGAAGACAUCGGCAGCCGGUCCUGCGUCACUCGCUUCGUUAAGACGCUCCUGUCCAUCAUGGAGCACGGCGUGAAGCCCCACAGCAAACACCUGACCGAGUACUUCGCCUUCCUCUACGAGUUCGCCAAGAUGGGAGAGGAGGAGAGUCAGUUCCUGUUGUCACUACAAGCCAUUUCCAUCAUGGUGCAUUUCUACAUGGGAACCAAAGGCCCCGAGAACCCUCAGGUGGAGGUGCUGUCGGAGGAGGAGGGAGAGGAGGAGGACGAGGAGGAGGACAUCUUGUCUCUGGCGGAGGAGAAGUAUCGUCCUGCAGCUCUGGAGAAGAUGAUCGCCCUCAUCGCUCUGCUGGUGGAGCAGUCUCGCUCUGAGAGACAUCUGACUCUGUCCCAGAGCGACAUGGCGGCGCUGACCGGAGGGAAAGGCUUCCCCUUCCUCUUCCAGCACAUCAGAGACGGCAUCAACAUCAGACAGACCUGCAACCUCAUCUUCAGCCUCUGCCGCUACAACAACCGCCUGGCCGAGCAUAUCGUGUCGAUGCUCUUCACCUCCAUCGCCAAGCUGACUCCUGAGGCUGCCAAUCCGUUCUUCAAGCUGCUGACGAUGCUGAUGGAGUUUGCGGGCGGACCGCCGGGGAUGCCCUCCUUCGCCUCCUACAUCCUGCAGAGGAUCUGGGAGGUGAUCGAGUACAACCCGUCCCAGUGUCUGGACUGGCUGGCUGUCCAGACUCCCAGGAACAAACUGGCCCACAGCUGGGUCCUGCAGAACAUGGAGAACUGGGUGGAGCGCUUUCUGCUGGCCCACAACUACCCGCGGGUCCGCACAUCGGCGGCGUACCUCCUCGUCUCCCUCAUCCCCAGCAACUCCUUCCGCCAGAUGUUCCGCUCCACGCGCUCCCUCCACCUGCCGACCCGCGAGCUGCCGCUGUCGCCCGACACCACCGUGGUCCUCCACCAGGUCUACAACCUGCUGCUGGGGCUGCUGGGACGCGCCAAGCUGUACGUGGACGCCAGCGUUCACGGCACCACCAAGCUGGUCCAGUACUUCAGCUUCAUGACCUACUGCCUCAUCUCCAAGACGGAGAAGCUCAUGUUCUCUGGAUACUUCAUGGACCUCUGGAACCUGUUCCAGCCCAAACUGUCCGAGCCAGCGAUCGCCACCAACCACAACAAGCAGGCGCUGCUCUCCUUCUGGUACAACAUGUGUGUGGAUUGUCCCGAGAACGUCCGGCUGGUGGUGCAGAACCCAGUGGUGACGAAGAACAUCGCCUUCAACUACAUCCUGGCUGAUCACGACGACCAGGAGGUGGUGCUGUUCAACCGCGGCAUGCUGCCGGCCUACUACGGCAUCCUGCGCAUGUGCUGCGAGCAGUCGCCCGCCUUCACCCGCCAGCUCGCCUCGCACCAGAACAUCCAGUGGGCCUUCAAGAACCUGACGCCACACGCCAGCCAGUACCCCGGGGCGGUGGAGGAGCUCUUCAACCUGAUGCAGCUGUUCGUGGCUCAGCGAGCCGACAUGAGAGAAGAAGAGCUGGAGGACAUCAAGCAGUUCAAGAAAACAACCAUCAGCUGCUACCUGCGCUGCCUGGACGGACGCUCCUGCUGGACCACGCUCAUCAGUGCCUUCAGGGUUCUGCUGGAGAACGACGAGGACCGGCUGCUGGUGGUCUUCAACAGAGGACUCAUCCUCAUGACGGAGUCCUUCAACACGCUGCACAUGAUGUACCACGAGGCCACCGCCUGUCACGUCACCGGAGACCUGGUGGAGCUGCUGUCCAUCUUCCUGUCGGUCCUCAAAGCCACGCGGCCGUACCUGCAGCGCAAAGAUGUGAAGCAGGCUCUGAUCCAGUGGCAGGAGAGGAUCGACUUCGCUCACAAGCUGCUCACGCUCCUCAACUCCUACAGCCCGCCGGAGCUCCGCAACGCCUGCCUGGAUGUGCUGAAGGAACUGGUUCUGCUGAGUCCUCACGACUUCCUGCACACGCUGGUCCCGUUCCUGCAGCACAACCACUGUACCUACCACCACAGCAACAUCCCCAUGUCGUUUGGACCUUACCUGCCCUGCAGAGAGAACAUCAAGCUGAUGGGAGCCAAGAACAACAUCCGACCUCCGAGACCGGAGCUCAACAUGUGUCUGCUGCCCUCCAUGGUGGAGAGCGGCAAGGGUAAAGACGAGGUGUACGACCGGAUGCUGCUGGAUUACUUCCUGUCCUACCACCAGUUCAUCCACCUGCUGUGUCGCGUCGCCAUCAACUGCGAGAAAUUCACAGACACACUCGUCAAACUCAGUGUGUUGAUAGCGUAUGAAGGACUUCCUCUCCACCUCGCACUCUUCCCCAAACUGUGGACGGAGCUCUGUCAGCUGCAGUCCGUUCUGGCUAAGACGUGUGUGAAGCUGCUGUGUGAGGAUCCGGCCUUCAGCGAGUACAUCAAGUGCAUCCUGAUGGACGAGAGGACGUUUCUCAACAACAACGUGGCCUACUCCUUCCUCACCUGCUUCCUGCACAAGGUCCAGGUGCUGUCGGGUCCCAGCUGCUCCAACCUGAUCGGUGUUCUGGUGACCAACCUGCUGAAUGAACAGAGCAGCCUGCAGCCUGAGCUGGCUGCUCAUCGCCUGGAGCUCAGCAAGACCAGCGGCCUGCUGAACGCCGACCUGAGGGCGUUGGUGUUGCUGCUCUCCGUCCAGCCGCCGCAGGCCGUCGACCCCGCCCUCUGCCCCGCCCUGCAGGAGCUGCUGGGUCGCUGUCGUGUUUGUGUCCAGCAGCGCAGCGCUCUGGAGCUGGAGGCCAAAGACCACAAGGCCAAAGCCGAGGAUGAAGGAGCGACCCCGGUGAAGCGGCGGAGGGUGAGCAGUGAUGACGACAGGGGUCCCGGUGAUGCGGCGGCGCUCUGCGUGGCCUCCACCUCUUCCUCCUCCUCCUCUUCCUCCUCGGCCCUCCCGCCCUGCAGCGAGCCGAAGCCCGACCACCAGGAGGCGCUGACGCCCACCAGCACCUCGGACACGGAGACGCGGGACUCCUCCUCGCUGAUCGACCCGGGCACCGAGCAGGACCCGCCCUCUCCUGACCCCGCCCCCACCUCCUCUGGGAACCUGGACUCCUCUCCGAAAGAGGAAAAGAUGGAGGCCUCUUCAUCAUCCUCCUCCUCGUUCUCCUCCUCCUCUUCGCUGCUGCAGGAGGCGGGGGAGGGGUUUGUGCAGGGGGAGGAGCCUGAGCCACCGCGACAUGUGGCGGCAGGUGAGGAGGAGGAGGUGGAGCAGCGGGAAGGGAGGAGGGGCGACGUGGUGUCAGAGGAGGUGAAGGAAGAGAAGGAGGCGGGCUCUAAGAGCAGUUCAGCCCCGCCCCUCUCAGAGGACGCCACCUUCCCGUCAGCCCUCGGGCUGGUGGGGGAGGGGCCAGAAGGCUGCAGUGGCCACGCCCCCUCCUCCCAGGCGUUUCCGAGCGCCGGCCCCCCACCCGACAUGCUGGACAUGCUGUACAGGACGGUGGAAGCCACCAUCGCCAUAGUUACCAAACUCUCCGUUAAAGGCCCGCCCUCUUCAUGACAUCAUCCACUCAGAGCCGCCAUGAGAUCUUUAACUAACUUUUUUCUUUUCUUUUUGUUUUUUCUCUCUUUGGAAAUCUGACUUCUGCUCAGAGGAAAAAAAACUGCUUCCUGUUUUCCGUUUCUCUUCUUCUUCUCCUCCUGCUGUUCGUGUGCUGCUGUCCGUUGCCUUCUGCUGAUGUUCAGUCGGUCGGUCUUUUCUCCAGCUUCAGUGGCGCCGCCGUGUCGUUCCGCUCCGUAAGACUCCACCACGCACAGCCGACCCCCUCGUUUGACAGACAACGAAGAAAAAAAAGUCGUACAAGCUAUAGCACAUUUCUUUCAAAGGGCAAAAAAAAUAAAAGUUUUGAGGUUUUUUUUUUCUGUUUGUUUUAUACUGAUUUGAAUUUGUUUGGAAAGUGAUUUUAUUUGCUGUAACGGGGAAAGGUUUACAGAACUUUUGUCUCCUCUGUAUGUAAUUUAAUUUUAUUGCAUUUUUACUGUGUAUAAAAAUGGUCGUCCUCUGUGCCAGUUUUGUACUUUAUGAACGAGGCAAAAGAAAGUUGCCUUGACUUUUCUGUGGUUUAAUUAUCCAGAAACUAAGUUUACCUGUAAAUUAAGAGAACCACAAGAAACUUGAUUCUGUAAAGAAUCCUCUCUAGUCAUUGCCUGAAGGUGUAUAUGAAAACUAUAUAAAUAUAUAUAUAAAUAUCUUUAUAUAUAUAUGAAUAUAUAAAAGCGGUGCUUUAUUUGACUGUGGUUGAAAUAAAGCCCCCAUGUUGGACCA